Molecule: messenger RNA, 1742 nt
Organism: Pelecanus crispus (Dalmatian pelican)
Lineage: Eukaryota; Metazoa; Chordata; Aves; Pelecaniformes; Pelecanidae
Source: RefSeq, a predicted model, not a curated record
GCAGGUCCUCAGAGGUGUUGGGUGCUGCUGAAGCCAUGUGGAUUAUUCUGGCACUUGCUCUCUGCGGCCUCGCUGCAGCCGUGCCCUCGGAGGACAGGAAGCUGAGCGACAAGGCAACAACGCUGGCUGACCGCAGCACGACGCUGGCCUUCAACCUCUACCAUGCCAUGGCAAAAGACAAGAACACGGAGAACAUCCUGCUGUCCCCUGUGGUUGUGGCCUCUUCCCUUGGCCUCGUGUCCCUUGGGGGCAAGGCCACAACCGCCUCCCAAGCCAAGGCAGUGCUCAGCGCAGACAAACUGAACGAUGACUACAUGCACAGUGGGUUGUCUGAGCUCCUGAACGAGGUCAGCAACAGCACAGCCCGCAACGUCACCUGGAAGAUCGGCAACCGCUUGUACGGCCCUGCCUCCAUCAACUUUGCCGAUGACUUUGUGAAGAACAGCAAGAAACACUACAACUAUGAGCACUCCAAGAUCAACUUCCGAGACAAGAGGAGUGCCCUGAAAUCCAUUAAUGAGUGGGCAGCCCAGACCACAGAUGGGAAACUCCCAGAGGUGACAAAAGACGUUGAGAAAACUGAUGGGGCCCUCAUUGUCAACGCCAUGUUCUUCAAGCCUCACUGGGAUGAGAAGUUCCAUCAUAAGAUGGUGGACAACCGUGGCUUCAUGGUGACCCGUUCCUACACUGUGGGAGUUCCCAUGAUGCAUCGCACAGGUCUCUACAAUUACUAUGAUGAUGAGACAGAGAAGCUCCAGGUGGUGGAGAUGCCACUUGCUCACAAGCUCUCCAGCAUGAUCUUUAUCAUGCCAAACCAUGUGGAGCCUCUGGAGAGGGUUGAGAAACUGCUGAACAGGGAGCAGCUAAAGGCCUGGGCUGGCAAGAUGAAGAAGAGAUCAGUGGCCAUCUCGCUGCCUAAAGUCAUCCUGGAAGUCAGCCACGACCUUCAGAAACACUUGGCUGAUCUGGGCCUGACAGAAGCUAUUGACAAAACCAAAGCUGACUUGUCCAAGAUCUCUGGCAAGAAAGACCUUUACCUGUCCAACGUCUUCCAUGCUGCUGCUCUUGAAUGGGACACGGAAGGGAACCCCUACGAUGCUGACAUCUACAGCCGAGAGGAGAUGAGGAACCCCAAGCUCUUCUAUGCUGACCACCCCUUCGUCUUCAUGAUCAAGGACAGUAAAACCAACUCCAUCCUCUUCAUUGGCAGGCUCGUGAGGCCCAAAGGAGACAAGAUGCGUGAUGAGUUGUAGUUAGGGUUGGUUUGUUUUUUUUUUUUUUUUCCCCAGAGCUUUCGUCUGUGUGGUUUUUAGUGGGGGAUUUCAAAAAAUGGGAAACACUAUUUUGUAUCCGUCUUGAACUAUGGGUGCUAUUCAGACCAGGGUGCAUUGUGAUGAGAAACCAGCAUACACUUUACCUCACCCCAAAAUACUUCUUGCACAAACCCACCUCCAGAGAGGAACAGGGGAGCCUGGCACAAGAGGGUCACCAGGAGUGGAAGGGAACUGGCACGCACUGUCUCAGCGACUGGCAUCCUCAGCUGAGAUGUUGAGGCUGAUGCCUAGCUCCUCCCUGCACUAGAGUUACGCCUCCUGCUAAGUACCUUGCUGUUACCAUCAGCCCUGCAAAGGCACAAGCCCUGCACCUUUCCACCUCAAAUGCUUUGGCACCUUUAGCUCUGCCACUUCCUUUUCUCCCCCUUUGAUGCUAUGCGGCACCACACCAGAGCUGCUCUGGUCGCU